Messenger RNA from Homarus americanus (American lobster), 3953 nucleotides. Its product is annotated as vascular endothelial growth factor receptor 1-like. Gene Ontology annotation, cellular component: signaling receptor complex. Gene Ontology annotation, biological process: protein phosphorylation; cell surface receptor protein tyrosine kinase signaling pathway; positive regulation of kinase activity. Lineage: Eukaryota; Metazoa; Arthropoda; Malacostraca; Decapoda; Nephropidae. The transcript is spliced from 25 exons. The coding region runs from base 387 to 3815 and encodes 1142 amino acids. The record is from RefSeq and is a predicted model, not a curated record. Gene Ontology annotation, molecular function: transmembrane receptor protein tyrosine kinase activity; ATP binding.
AGUUGUCCCAGUGGUCAGUUGGCGCCAGUCGACAGUCGGUCGUGGUGGGUCAGUACAACAGCACUGCCACAACUCAGCGUCAUUCUGCUGAGGCUGCGGAAGUGACAUUACUGUAUUUACUUUGAUCAGUGAUACCUACAGGACCUAUAAUUCAUCUGGUGAAGGAUAUUACUGAAGCUUCAUCAUUUACUGGAUCAAGGACCACAAGAUGUCAACACUACCUAGAUUCAUGUGUACUUCCCAGGGGGAGUAGGGUAGAUGGUCAGUAUUGGGACCACUGCUAGAUGUCAACAAACCACACCAUGAUGACCUUUAACAGGAACACUUCAAACUAGUAACGUCUGCGUUUUCUCGGUUGUUUGAAGACACAUCGACGUGCAAGCGUCAUGGGCACUGUGCAUAGAUGCUUCCUCAUAUGGACACUCUUCUCUGUCCUUCUUUUAGGUUGGACACAAGCGGAAAAUGAGCAAUGGGUGGCACCUGAGAUCGUGGGCGGCCUCUCGGAGAUGUUGGUUGAAGACGGCUCGAACGUCAACUUCACCUGCAGGGCAGCCUAUCCUGUAACUUGGUGCACCGAGAAGAACUUCGCUUCCGAGCACCACCAGGAACUGUACGAGGAAGGUCAACCCAAGCCGUAUGUCGCUAUCCUCACGAUUGAUCCCGUUAACUAUCUUCACGUCGGGUACUACACCUGCCUGUAUAAUACAACAACAAACCGACUGAAGAAGACAUGUGAUAUCAAAGACCCUCAGAUUUCUUCCAUCUAUCUUUAUGUUCAAGAUCUUUCACACUUGUUGGUCAGCGAAGCCUAUGGUUUUUUUUUCCCCCUGACUGUCAAUGAACCCUUUGUCAUCCCAUGCAAACCUACCUUCCCUGAUGUUGAAGUAUCCCUUGAAAAAAUUCAAACUAAUGAAGAAUAUAGGGUGACGUACAACAGAACUUUGGGAUAUGUGAUUGAGCGGCCAUCAAUGACGAAACACGAUGGCACAUAUGCUUGUACCGCCUCAUACGAAGACCAAUCUGUUAAGACUUUAAUCGUCAUUCAAGUCUCGGGUUGCCAUCAAGAACUAAUCAGGCCCGUCGUGGAUGUGCUUGAUGCCUGGCAGAACAACAAGUUGCUGGACGAUGGCAAGGAACAUUACGACGUGAUACAGGGAGCGUCUGUCAACCUCACCUGCACUUACGACAUCACAGAUGGGACCAACACCCACAAGACACUCCACUGGGAGAAACUUGGAGAAAUCUCAAAUGAUACGGGCAACCACAGGAUUUACCGGAAAUCAAAGACCAAUGAAAAGAUAGAACGUGUCCAUAUGAUUGUGGAAGCUGAUCCUGACUUGGACUCUGGGGAGUACUGGUGUAAAGCAAAGAGUUCCCAGCAAGAAUCGGAACCUAGCUUUGUUGUUCUUAAUGUUAUACGCAAUGAUUCGGUUAAUGUCAUACUGAAUAUCAGUCAGCCCAACAUCACAAUUGACAGCGCCAGUGAGAUCACAUGGGAGGUUCUCUACCAGGCUUACCCAAAACCCAAAUUCCGUUGGUAUAAGGAAGGUAAAAAGGAGCCGCUUGUUGACACCGGACGUCAUGAGGGUGAUAUGCACUAUAAGCUGGAUGAGAUCCAAUCAGAAGGCGCAAUGCAUCUCAUCAUUGAUCAUCCAGUAUACAAGGACAUUGGACAGUACACCCUCAUAGCAGAAGUUGAAAAUAAACUUAGUGGGAAAAAAAGUAAUGCUUCCGUACAAAUGGCCUUCACCAUGCCAGUUAAACCCCAAAAUAUCAAGUUAAGCUUCUCCGAUGGCAAAGAGAUGCAUAAGAAGGGAUAUCCAUUCAAACUGACCUGUGAGGUAAUUGGCUACCCAAAGCCUCAAGUGACUUUGGAGUUCCAGCGAUGUUACAACCAAAACAACUGCACAAAUUUCUCUCCAGUCAGUAAGGAAAAUGAACUUGAGGAAAAAAAACUCACAAACAGCAGCCACAGAGUGACCGAGAAGAUGGAAUGGCUGGGUCGUGCAUAUGUUCCAGGAUCUUACAGGUGUGUUGCCACUAAUGAACACGGUACAGUGUCCUCAGAUCCUCUCAAGUUUCUAGUGACUGAGAGUGAUGAUGUCAACUCUAAGGUGUCACUGGAAGUCAUGGUAAAUGGAGAAAAGAAAGCUGGAAAGAACGAGGUGGUGGUGCUGGAGGGGGACCACUUGACCUUCCGGUGUCUGGCCAACAAGUUCCUCAUCAGCAGGCUUUUGAAAUGGAAGUUGAAUGACAAGCCGCUGAAUGAGAGUCGGUGGCAUAGCAACAUUUCAGAGAAUGCCUCAGAAUUUUCUUACAUCUCCAAGUUCACUAUUGAGAAUGUGACGAUGGAGAAAAACAAUUUGGAGUUAGUUUGCAUGACCGGAGAUAACUCCACUCUGGAAGCCGUCCGCAGUAUCCAGAUUAAUCCAAUGGAGAAGCCUAAGUGGAAGAACCCCAUAGGUUCACCAUUGAAAGAUGUCAACCUCAAGGAGAUGGGCAACCUUACCCUUGACUGUAGUGCUGAUGGCGCCCCUGCCCCAGUGGUCACUUGGUACAAGGUAAACAACCAACGCAGAUAUAGCAAUGCACAAGUUAAGAACAGAGCAGGAACCAAGACAGCCGAAUGUUACGUGGGGGUUACUGAUCCAGAUGAUGUGAUUGACCAAAAUAUCCUGAUCAUUGUGGGUGUACUCAGCUUCAUCCUGCUGGUCAUCAGUGCCGUCUUCUGCCGCAAGAUCUACCAGGACCGGAAACAUACACUGGACCUCCGGCUAAAGGAGCAAAAGUUGUUUAAUGAUGGCGACCCAGACAGACUUAACCCUGAGAUCGGUCUAGACCAACAGGCGGAGCUCCUUCCUUACAACACCAAGUAUGAAGUGCCACGGGACUCUAUCAUCUUUGACAAACUACUUGGAGCUGGAGCAUUUGGAAGAGUGUACCGUGCCACAGCAAUCAACCUCCUCCCUGGCCAGGCUCGCACCACCGUAGCCGUCAAGAUGAUGAAGUCACGGACAGACAACGCUCAGCUAAAAGCGCUACGGUCAGAGGUGAAGAUUAUGAUCCACAUUGGACGUCAUGUGAACAUUGUCAACCUGCUGGGCGCCUGCUCCAAGGAUUUGGCUUCAAAAGGUGAACUGCUUCUCCUGGUGGAGUACUGCAAAUAUGGCAACAUUCUCGACUACAUGCGUCGCCGUCGUAAGGAAUUUGUGAAUCAGAUUAACGACGAGGAUAAGAUUGACCCGUCGAUUAGUGAUCAACGAAUAAGGCAGAGGAGUGGCUCGGGGUCAAGGAGCAGAACGUCUCGUGGGCUAAAGUACGCCCACCUGGCCUUCAACCAAGAUGCUGUUCAUUACAAUAAUGGACAGAUAUCAGAUUCCAAUCACUCGGGUCAGGCUCUGUGGGAGUCUCCGGGCUCUCCACCACUCACUCCUGGUGUUAACAGCGACUCACUGGGACCAUUCCGCUUAAGAAGUACCUCCUCCUCCUCCCACCACCAUGUAACUUCAGACAUGAGCACCCUCACCUGUGAGAGUAGCAGCGGUGCUUCUGAUGGCUAUGUCAGCUCUAGGGCAGUUGGCCCUCAUCCUGCUAGCUUUUGUACAAAAGAUCUUCUUUGCUGGGCUUUCCAGAUAGCUAAGGGCAUGGAAUAUCUUGCAUUUAAGAAGGUGCUUCAUGGGGACCUGGCCACCGUAAUAUUCUCCUGGCUGAAGAGAACAUUGUCAAGAUUAGUGACUUUGGACUUGCCAAGGACAUCUAUAAAGAUGAAAACUACAAGAAGAAAAGUUCUGGACCUGUACCAGUUAAAUGGCUAGCACUGGAGUGUUUACGGGAUGGCGUCUUCUCCACCCAAAGUGAUGUCUGGUCUUUUGGUGUUGUGAUGUGGGAGAUUUUCAGUCUCGGUCAAAACCCGUAUCGUAUGGUGGAGUUUGACGAGAGCUUUGUCGCCAAGU